UUAUUAUUAAUACUUUAUCAUUAGCAUUUAAUGGAGCCCAUUAAAACAUAUUGCUGACUUUAGCCAAUCUUUACUGUUGACAUUUCUUUUUCGUUAUUGCUAUUUGUCUGAUAUUGUGAUUGCUCGCGUUAAUGUGGCAAGGUGUAAUCUUCAAUAACUGCCUUAGAUGGGACCAUACUGGCAGCCACUUUUGCCACCGCAGCAAGGCCAGGGUGUCUGCCACUUAUUUAGCUGGGAAAUUUGGUCAACUUUAUAACCCAGUAAGUCCACACAUCAGGAGGACAACCAUAGCGCAGUCAAAUGAUGCAUCACAUCGACAGAAUGAAAGGACACAUGGCAACGACAGAGGGAGACAACACAAUCAAAUGACAAGGAAGGCAGCAGACGACAGAAGCAAGCUGAGUUGACACAGUCAUGUGAACCAUUGACAUAGACGAUGUUUCAGUGGAUGUCUACCAGGUGCAGCUCGCCCUUCCCUAGGACCAUCUGCGCUGAGACGGUGAAAAUCUUUACCCUCAGGUGGUUCCGCGUUCACCACCGACCAAACCCCUUCCUGCCUCGACUGACUCCUGCAUCCUCCUCAAGCACCGGAGAGGAUUCAGCCAAGGCUAUUGAAGAGACCAAGGCUUUGGCUGCGCAGGCGCUGGCCAGCGUGUCCUACCAGAUCCACAAUCUGGCCAGCACCCUGCUGAGGCUGCUGGACUCGCAGGCCAUGCACAUCAAAGAAAUGGAGUCCUCAGUCAACUUGCUGUCACUGGCUGCAGCUAUUCACUUCGACAAGAUAGCCAGGAGACAGAUUGGUGUUUCUACUACUCCCAAAAGCAGGAGUCGUUCCAAUCUAAUGACCCCACCGGCUUCGGGCAAGGAGCCAGAGGAAAGCUACUCAAGAGAGCCAAUAUCAUAUUCCAUCUUGGACUCCAUUGGACACAGUUUUGAGGUUGCUGAGCAGCAGCCCACAGUGAGAGCAGGGACCACAGACAGCAUACAGAGAACAGCAGACCACCCUGUAUCCAGUCUUGGCAUUGCUGUGCCUCCACCGUCAGUCCCCACCUUUCAAACCGCCUCCAACCCCACCAACAACAACCUGCCUCCUCCUCCUCCUGCCUAUGUGGACCCUGAUAUGAUUGCUCCUCCUCCUCCUCUACCACCUCCCUCCUUCUCUAUGGACACUGGCCUACCCCCUCUGCCCCCUCCACCGCCAAUCUCUCCAUCAAAUGACAUGUACCCGCCUCCACCUCCUCCUGUAACAGGAGAUGCCCCUCUUCCUCCUCCACCUCCUCCAGUAUCAGGUGCUGGUCCUCCUCCUCCUCCUCCUCCACCACCAGUAUCAGGAGCCAGUCCUAUACCUCCUCCACCACCACCACCACCAGUAUCAAGAGCUGGGCCUCCUCCACCACCAGCAUCAGGUGCUGAUCCUCCUCCUCCACCACCAGCAUCAGGAGCUGGUCCUCCUCCUCCACCUCCUCCUCCUCCUCCUCCACCACCACCAGUAUCAAGAGCUGGUCCUCCUCCACCUCCUCCACCACUAGCAUCAGGAGCUGGUCCUCCUCCACCACCACCACCACCAGUAUCAAGAGCUGGUCCUCCUCCACCACUAGCAUCAAGAGCUGGUCCUCCUCCACCACUAGCAUCAGGAGCUGGUCCUCUUCCUCCACCUCCUCCUCCUCCUCCACCACCACCAGUAUCAAGAGCUGGUCCACCUCCACCACCACCACCUCCCCCUCUUCUACACUAACGAACAUUAUAGUUCAUGUUAUUGGAUGAUUUCAUUCUUUCUAAGGUUGCUCAGAUCACUUGUAUAACUAAUGGUUUUGCCAUUAGGUGGAUGUAUAAGAUGUCUGCAGCAUGGGAAAUAUUUUCGGGAAUGUUGUGAGAAGUUAAGCAUGAAUAAAAGGUUGAAAAAGUGUGUGCAGUAGGUUAACCUUGAGCAGUUUCAUCUGUGUUGAAUGGCACAGUGUGAGCCUGAAUUUACUUUAUUUUUUUUCUUGGGCCAGAACAUCCUGCUUCAAAGUAAAACAUUCUGCUGGGCAGAGAGCUCCAGCAGAGACACCUCCAACAUGUUUCAACAACACCUUGACUGCAUUCCUAAGAAACAUGUUGAAACAGGAAAUCUUGUGUGUCCCUGUUAUUCUGUUUUUUCUCGCCAUAAUGUGAUUUCCAUUCCUCAGUACGUCUUUGCGUUGUUUAUUCCAAUGUAUCUUAAUCAGUAAGACACACCAAACAGCCAGCGACCUUUAGCCCAACACUGCCAUGUGGUGAGAGCAGUGUCAGUAAUGAUAAGUUGUUUACGUCACUGGCGAGUUCUGCUACUUUAAACAGGUCGAUGAGGCUAUAAAAUGUCUGGUGCAAGUCAACACUCUACUUAAACUGCACUACAUGGCAUGUACUUGAAGGUAAGCUUUAUUUUCAUCAAAGAAAAUAUCACUUUAGAUAAGACAGCUUAUCCAAACUUCAAAAAUCUGUGCUGCUUUAAAUUUGACUCAAUUAAGGAAGGGAUGAAAGUGGAGGAACAGUCAAAAGGCCUAAUUCUACUUUUAUCGAUCCAAAUUCAAAUCUAGAAUCUUUUGCUACAUCCCAUGGACGCUAACCUAUGUGUAAUAGGCUAUUUUAACUGUAGUGUUGUGUCGACAAAGUAGUAGCCUAAUUAUAUCUGCCUUAAGGGCAUACUUUUUUGUGUCGGCGUGAUUUAAGGAUACGGAGAGAUAAGGAGCUACCUUUGAACUUCCUACAUAUAAAUGUAUUGCAUAACUCAACGUCACAAUGCAUGACAAACACAGAGUUGCAGUCUUCAAAACCAGAUUUGUCAUUUUGAAUGACAAUGACUCUUCACGUUUUCUUCAGGUGUGAAACCUGAUUUAGAAAAUAAAACUGACAUGGUCAUUUAUUAUCCUAUUAUUGAGUAAGUAUGUCCUCUGUUCCCAGCACGUUAACAUUCAUCUGUAUGCGUGCUGCACGCAUAGUUAAACUGUCCUUUAAUCUCAAGUUGUGUUGUGGAAUCAUUCUGUGGAUUGUUUGCUGCCAUUUUGCAAAGAAACGCAGAGAGGCAGAGGGCUGGCCCCCGAGGCCCACUAACUCUCCAUCUGUGUACAUCAUUUUUUUUUAUUUAUUUAUUUAUUUUUUUAAUUUGACCUUUAUUUUACCAGGAAGUCUCAUUGAGAUCAAAAAGCUCUUUUACGAGAGACCUGGCCAAGGUAGCCCUUUAUAUGAGGAGGAGCGGGAGGAGGAGGAAGACUAGGAAGUAAUGGAUAUAAAUGAAGCAUAUUAUAAACCUUACAGAGAGCCUCCCAUGUACUGCUGCCAGUCCACCUCCUCCAUACCAGUAUUCUCAGCAGGUUGACAUAAUUCCAGCCAUGACUGCAGUAGUGAAUACCUUUCAGUAUAUAUUGCCAGUCUUGGUGGUGUCCAUAGCUGUGGUGCUCUUCUGCUUCUAUCUUCACACAAAAAAGAAAAGAGCAUCAUAUGUCACCACAACUACAAUGCAAGAUGGCAACAGAUCUUCAGUGCUCCACACAAUUUCUUUGUCUGAGGACCAGGCACAAGAGGGCAGACAUUACGACAGAGUCCCUCCUCGGUACAGCACUGUGGAUCGCCCACCACCAUACUCACUGUUUGACCCCAAGCUGACAAGCGUUUUGCCGGGGGGCCCGCCACCUGCCCAUGAGAUGUAUCCGAUAACACUGCCUCUGGCACCAGUGAUGACGGGAUCACACCCACAGGACCUCUGCAUCCAACCCCACCAUCCUCACCCAGCACCCACCCAUAACCACCCGCAGCCAUAGAGGCAUCCACCGGCUAAACUUCAUUUUAACUGACAACCAACACUGAUUAUGCACCUUUUGCCGUGUCUGUGUAUUUUGAAAAAUAGUAUUGUCAUUUAUUUUAUAGAAUAUUGUGAUUUUAACUAAUUUGCAUUAAUAUUGACUGUAGUGAACAGUGAAGUAAUAUUCUCAACAUUUAAAAUGUAUGAACAUCAAAACUACAGUGUAGUUGUGCAACUGAAUCUACACACCAGCAGAAUCAUCAAAGCUCCAAGUGUUUCUCCAUGUUAUACUAUAUACUCUUUAUUACAAUACAGUACUUACAAGUUUCAGGGAAAAUAAAUAUUAAAUAAGUUGCCAGUAUUAUUUUUUUCUACUUUCUAAGAAGGAACAGUGAUAGAGUGUUUCCUUGGCUUUUGAAACAUAUUAAGGCAAAAGUAAGUAUAAAUUCAAAGCCACUGAUAAUAUUGUACUGUUUGUACAUCAGUCAAUAAUAAAAAAAAUGAAAUGUGACAACUUC
This is a messenger RNA of Micropterus dolomieu (smallmouth bass), 4278 nucleotides long. It is a transcript of the gene abi3b, whose product is annotated as ABI family, member 3b. The transcript is spliced from 9 exons. Bases 437 to 1735 code for a protein of 432 amino acids. NCBI's taxonomy places the organism in Eukaryota, Metazoa, Chordata, Actinopteri, Centrarchiformes, Centrarchidae. The record is from RefSeq and is a predicted model, not a curated record. Gene Ontology annotation, cellular component: lamellipodium. Gene Ontology annotation, molecular function: SH3 domain binding.